Molecule: messenger RNA, 909 nt
Organism: Neomonachus schauinslandi (Hawaiian monk seal)
Lineage: Eukaryota; Metazoa; Chordata; Mammalia; Carnivora; Phocidae
Gene: RTL4
Product: retrotransposon Gag like 4
Exons: 1
Coding region: 1-909 (302 amino acids)
Molecular function (GO): zinc ion binding; nucleic acid binding
Source: RefSeq, a predicted model, not a curated record
AUGGAGAAGUACACAGACUCACCACCUACCUUGCAAGUAGAGCAUUCCUCCCUUCAGACAGAGAAUCUGAUUCUGCAGCCACAAAUACAGCAUCUGACUGAAGAGAGUCCUGAUCUGAGGGGCCAAGUCAUGACUACCCUGGCCACCCCAAUGAUGUCUGUACCCUGCUCACUUGAACAUCUCUCUCAGUUUCACCACGACCCUGCUAAUCUCUCAAGAUUUCUUGCACAGUUGACAACUCUUAAGUUCCCCAAUCCUGCAGAUGAUGUCCAAGUCAAGUUCUUUUUUGACUACUUAUCUCAGCAGAUGGAAAGUUGUGGAAUCAUAUCUGGGCCUGACCAGAGCACUCUGCUGAAACAAUAUGAGAACUUUGUUCUUGAGUUCCAGCAAUCAUUUGGUGAGCCUACAAAACAGGAAAUAGACCUUCUGAACAAAAAGGACAAUUCCUCCUCUCAGCAGGAUGCUUCUACUUUCCAGCUCCUUGCUCAAAAUCUGAGCUGUAAUGAAACCAGUCUGAGUGAUAACUUCCAAGAAGGACUAGCUGACUCCAUCCAGGAUGAAGUGAGUGGCACAGAUAUGAUGGACAACCUUCCAGACCUGAUCACUCAGUGUAUUCAGUUGGACAAGAAACAUAGUGACAGGCCAGAGCUUCUUCAGUCAGAGACCCAGCUCCCAAUGUUGGCUUCCAUGAUCCACCACCAAGCCUUUUCCAGCCCCACAGAUCUGCCACCCAAGGAAGAACCUAUACAGUUGCGUGGAAGCCAGCCACCUCUCACCCCAGCCAAACGAGCCCUCCAGCAAGAAGCUCAGUUGUGCCUCUACUGCAGCCAGGCUGGUCACUUCACAAGAGAUUGCCUUGCCAAACGUUCUCGAGCCCCAGCAAGGAUAAAUAACCCAACUCACCAGUAA